AUGAUGCCUAGGAAAGUACAAAAUAUAUAACAUUUACACCACCACCAAAACCUUAAUCCCAAAAAGUUUUUUUUUUUUUAUAUAUAAAGUUUGUAAACGCACACAUUUAUAACAUAUAAAUAUUUGAUUUAUUAACAUGAGUCAAAUAAGAUCUCAAGUGAUUAUGUUUUUAUUAAUGGAGAUAUUCCUAUUACUUUUAUUACUGUAUAAAUUUAAAAAUAUUUAUAAUUUUUAAAAAGAAGUGAUGAGUCAUGUCAUUUGACUCAUUUCAUAUUUUCACACAAUACCAUUAUACCAAUGUCCCAAAAUAAAAGUUUAUCAAAAAAAAAACAAAAGUCCCAAGAUAAAGAUGGCAACCUUGCCAGCACCAGAAUUAUAUGCUCUUCAUAGUUCAAGCACAGUAUGCAGUAGCAGCGAUCUUCCUCCUUGGCUGUUGAUUUGGCAUCAUGAGGAGCAAAUCUGGUAUUUUGCUCAGAAGUUAUCUUCAUCUUUCUCCUCUUUUCCAUUCUAAUGGUGGAUCUUCUUCACGUAAGCUUCUUCAUCUCUCUCCUCUUUUCAUUUUCAAUUUCAAUUUCAGUUCCUCUCUUUUGAAUUCACCCCCUUUUUACUUUCUAUCUAUUCUAUUUUCUUCCCGAUAUGACGCUUCUCAUUCUGUUCAACUUGAUUUGGAUGACCCCAAAUUGUUUCUGAAAUUUGUUAGACAACAAUCCAAAUUAGGGUUUUCUGAUGUUUAAAUCCCCCUUUCUCUUUUCGAUCAUAUGAAAUUGAUUCGCCCACUUCCUGGUAUUAUCGAUUUCAAUAUGCUUUUUUCAUCCAUGUGUAAGAUUAAACCCCACCCCCCUUUCUCUACUGUCAUUUCUCUUUAUAGGCAGCUCCUUUUCUUAGGUCUUCGUCCAAAUGAUUACUCCCUUACCAUCCUUGCUAAUUGCUACUGUCGUUUGAACUUUGUUGAUUUCGGGUUUUCUGUUCUCGCCAACAUUAUUAAACUUGGUUUUCAACCUAAUAUUGUCACCUUUACUACUCUCAUCAAUGGCUUCAUUCGCUCUAAUCAGUUGGACAAAGCUGUUCAUUUGUUGGAUAAAAUUCUCAAGCUUGGCCUCCAACCCACAUUAGUCACUUAUGGUUCUAUGUUCAAAGGUCUCUGUAGGUCCGGUGAUAAUGCCGGUGCUCUCAAACUCCUUAUAAAUAUGGAGUCUUAUGGCCAUUUUAUGCCUAAUGUUGUCAUUUAUAGCACCAUCAUUGAUAGUCUCUGUAAAGACCAGUUAUUACCUCAGGCUCUCCUCCUUUUCAAGGAGAUGAAAAUCAAGGGAAUUUCCCCUGAUGUUGUCACCUAUACUACCUUAAUUCGAGGUAUGUGCACUUUGGGACAACAGAAAGAGGCUCAACAAAUGCUGACUGAGAUGUUAAGGAACAACAUAACUCCUGACAUUCAGACCUACAACAUGUUGAUUGAUAUGUAUUGUAAAGAUGGCAAGGUUGGUGAAGCACGGGACAUUUUUAUUCACAUGACUGAGAGAGAAUUUGUUCCCAAUAUCAUCACUUACAGUGCUCUGUUAGAUGGAUAUUGUUUACGUGGUGAGAUGGAUGAGGCAGAAAAGCUUAUGGAUUUGAUGGUUGAAAAUGGUUGCAAACCUGAUGUAAUUACUUGCAACAGCUUAAUCAAUGGCUAUUGCAAGUCUAAAAGAAUUAACAGAGCUCUUGGUCUGCUCCAAGAGAUGCAUUGUAAUGGAUUAGCCCCUAAUGUUAUCACGUACAGCACUCUUAUAGAUGCCUUGUGCAAAGUCAAUCAGCUCAAGUUUGCACACCAGUUUAUCAAGGAAAUGGAAGCUCAUGGACUAAGGCCAAAUAUAAUCACUUGGAAUUCAUUGCUUGAUGGCAUGUGUAAGAAUGGACAAAUUGACGAGGCAAUUACAACAAUGAAGAAAAUGGAGAGUACUGGAAUGGUCCCUAAUAUUAUUACAUACAGUAUCCUAAUGGAUGGUUUUUGUGAUGCUAAUCGCCUUAGAGAAGCGGUGGAUAUUUUCACUUCUCUGCCCGCGAAGUGCUUACAGCCCAAUGUAUUCAGUUAUAAUAUUAUUGUAAAAGGAUAUUGCAAAGAGGGUUUGCUUGAUGAAGCUACUAAACUUGUAAAUGAAAUGGAGGACAACAGGUGUUCACCUGAUGAGUGUACCUACAACACUAUUAUUAAAGGAUAUCUUUAUGGCAAGGAUGUCAGCAAGGCAUUGGAACAAGUCAGUACCAUGAGAAUUAAAGGGUUUGCUGCGGAUGCUCAUACGGCCUCUCUAUUUCUUAGCUUCAUAACUGACCAUGCUGUUAGCGAUUCAGACAAGGCUUUGCUUCGAAAGUAUUUUGACAUAUGCUUUUGCACAUUAGCUGAAUGGUUUUCAGUUUAUCAUAAGCUGUUGAUUAUGGAUGAUGUUAAUUGGUCUCAGAAGUUGGAACUAAAUGUAGCAAGGACAAAUUCAAUACAUAAGUAUAAUUAUUGUUUUUUGUUUGUUUUUCAUGUGUGCAGGGAUACAACUUUGGAAGAUUUGUCUUGCAAAUUCGUGAAAUUGCGGAUUAUAGUUAGUCCCUCCAUGUUCAAAGGUCUCUGUAGGUCCGGGGAUAAUGCCGGUGCUCUCAAACUCCUUAGAAAUAUGGAGUCUUAUGGCCAUUUUAUGCCUAAUGUUGUCAUUUAUAGCACCAUCAUUGAUAGUCUCUGUAAAGACCAGUUAUUACCUCAGGCUCUCCGCCUUUUCAAGGAGUUGAAAGUCAAGGGAAUCUCCCCUAAUGUUGUCACCUAUACUACCUUAAUUCGAGGUAUGUGCACUUUGGGACAACUGAAGGAGGCUCGAGAAAUGCUCACUGAGAUGUUUAGGAACAACAUAACUCUUAGCAUUGAGACCUACAACAUGUUGAUUGAUAUGUAUUGUAAAGAUGGCAAGGUUGGUGAAGCACGGGACAUUUUUGUUCACAUGACUGAGAGAGGAUUUGUUCCGAAUAUCAUCACUUACAGUGCUCUAUUAGAUGGAUAUUGUUUACGUGGUGAGAUGGAUGAGGCAGAAAAGCUUAUGGAUUUGAUGGUUGAAAAUGGUUGCAAACCUGAUGUAGUUACUUACAACAGCUUAAUCAAUGGCUAUUGCAAGGCUAAAAAGAUUGACAAAGCUCUUGGUCUGCUCCAAGAGAUGCAUUUUAUUACGUACAACACUCUUAUAGAUGCUUUGUGCAAAGACAAUCAGCUCAAGCUUGCACACCAGUUUUUCAAGGAAAUGGAAGCUCAUGGACUAAAGCCAAAUGUAAUAACUUGGAAUUCAUUCCUUGACGGCAUGUGUAGGAAUGCACAAAUAGAUAAGGCAGUUGCAACAGUGAAGGAAAUGGAGAGCACUGGAAUGGUCCCUAAUAUUAUUACAUACAGUAUCCUAAUGGAUGGUUUCUGUGAAGCUAAUCGCCUUAGAGAAGCGAUGGACAUCUUCUCCUUUCUCACAGCUAAAGGGCUGCAUGAUGUGCGUGCUUACACCAUAAUGAUAAAAGGGUUUUGUAAAGAAGGGUUGCUAGCAAAAGCCGAUGAAUUAUUGAAGAAUAUGGAGGACAAUAAAUGCUUUCCAAAUGAAUGCAUCUUCAAUACAAUUAUUAGAGGAUUUAUAGAUGGAAAGGAUGCUAAGAGAGGUUUAGAGCUUGUCAGCUUAAUGAGAAACAAAGAGUUUGCUGCUGAUAAUCACACUAUAUCAUCAUUGGUGAGCUUACUCACUGAUCCUAAUAUUGGUGAUGCAGACAAGGAUUUGCUGAAAAAGUUUUUUGAGAACUGA
Messenger RNA from Chenopodium quinoa (quinoa), 3785 nucleotides. Its product is annotated as pentatricopeptide repeat-containing protein At3g22470, mitochondrial-like. Bases 759 to 3785 code for a protein of 1008 amino acids. Gene Ontology annotation, molecular function: protein binding. NCBI's taxonomy places the organism in Eukaryota, Viridiplantae, Streptophyta, Magnoliopsida, Caryophyllales, Amaranthaceae. The record is from RefSeq and is a predicted model, not a curated record. The transcript is spliced from 4 exons.